AUGCCUUCCUACACCAAGUAUGCCGCUGCCGCCCUGGCUGUGGCGCUUCCUUUCUGCUCUGCGCAGACUUACACAAGCUGUAACCCGUUGAACAACACGUGCUCCGCUGAUACCGGUCUGGCGACGUACACCUUCUCGACUGAUUUCACUACCGGCAACUCUUCUCUGGCGAACUGGACCAUCACAGAUGGCACUAUCGAGUUCGGUUCUGAUGGCGCCGAGUUCAUCAUCGCUGAGAGAUACGAUGCACCCACCAUCGAGACUGACUUCUACUUCUUCUUCGGCGAGGUUGAGGUCAAGAUGAAGUCUGCUAACGGUACUGGUAUUGUCAGCAGCAUCGUCUUCCUCUCGGAUGAUCUCGAUGAAAUCGAUUGGGAAGCGCUGGGCGCCUACGAUGAUGAGAUUGAGACCAACUACUUCGGCAAGGACAACACCACUUCCUAUGACCGUGCUACGUACCCGAGUGUCACCACCCCUGCAGAGGAAUUCCACACCUACACCAUCAUCUGGACUGAGGAGAAGCUCGAGUGGUUGAUCGACGGCACGCUUGUCCGCACCCUGGAGUACGACUCUGCCGUGGAUGGCAGGAACUACCCUCAGACCCCGAUGCGCGUCAAGCUUGGUAUCUGGGCCGGCGGUGACCCGUCCGAGAGCGAGGGUACCAUCGAAUGGGCCGGUGGUGAGGUUGACUAUGACGACGUUCCCUUCACCAUGUACGUCGAGUCCGUCAAGAUCAUCAACUACAACCCCGCCGAGACCUACACCUACACUGGCCACACUGGUUCCUACGAGAGCAUUGUCCUCUCCAACAGCACUACCAACUCGACUGUCUCUUCCUCCAGCUCCUCCAACUCCAGCUCCUCCAGCAGCACCAGCUCUUCCAGCACCACCUCCACCUCUUCCAACUCCAGCUCCACCAGCAGCGUUGCCGUCAGUGCGGCCUCCAUGAGCAGCGUGUACCUUACUCCUGCUCUGGUCCUUGCCCUGGUUGCUGGCCUGAUGCAGCUGUAG
Messenger RNA from Penicilliopsis zonata CBS 506.65, 1011 nucleotides. RefSeq lists its product as hypothetical. Gene Ontology annotation, biological process: fungal-type cell wall organization; carbohydrate metabolic process. The record is from RefSeq and is a predicted model, not a curated record. Gene Ontology annotation, cellular component: fungal-type cell wall. The transcript is spliced from 3 exons. Bases 1 to 1011 code for a protein of 336 amino acids. Gene Ontology annotation, molecular function: glycosyltransferase activity; hydrolase activity, hydrolyzing O-glycosyl compounds. Lineage: Eukaryota; Fungi; Ascomycota; Eurotiomycetes; Eurotiales; Aspergillaceae.